GCUUAGUUUGAAUUCUACAAUAUUUGUUAUUUUGAUAUCUGUUUAGUCUCGGAGCGAUGAAGCCAGUUGCUGAGAUCAGAUCAGAGUUUAUCAUUGCUCUGGAUAAACGCGGGCAUGUCUGCAAAUAUAUCCUCAUCGUUUUCAACAUCAUCUUUGCGAUAGUGGGGUUCACGUCAUUGGUGUUUGGUCUGUGGCUGAAUUUUCAUGGCAACUCCAGGGACAUGUUUGAUACAUCAACCGCCAACAACAACCAGGAAGGCAUUGACUUAGAAGUCUUUGAAAUCGCCGUUUACAUCUUGGUAAUACUUGGCUUAGUAAUGGCGAUUGUUGGGAGUUUUGGAGAUUAUGCUGCCUGCAGUGAGAAUAAAAUGGCUCUACAAGUGUUCUCUGUCCUUCUAUUCCUCUUGGCUAUGGCAGAAAUAACUGUCGGACUGCUUGCUUACUUCACCUGGGAUGAGAUUGCAGAGAACCUAGGAAAGUUGUAUGCUGAUCUAUAUAAGCUCUGUGUGAAGAAUAAAGACAAAGACAUUGCUGGCCUUCUGACAUUCAUCCACAGCUCGCUCCACUGCUGUGGACUGACUGGAGUCCAACCCAACGACUUUGUUAGGAAGACCUGCCUCAAGGUGUAUGAUGCAGAGCACAGUCAUAUGCAGAGCUGCAGAGAGAACAUUACAACUUUCUCUGACAAUAAGGCACCAGUGGUGCUGGGCUGCUUCGUUGGAACCGGCGCUAUUUUGAUUGGAGAAGUGAUUUGCACCUGCUUGCUCACUUCAAAGAUUCAUCGGGACUCUGAUUCUCGGUAAAUUAUUCAGACUCUCUGCAUCGUCACCUUGGAUCCUCGUCAGCCUUUCAUCAGGACCCGGAUGCCUUCAUGUCCCCCAUUGCUUUCUCCAGCUCAGUCAUCUUAGUUUUUCAUUCUUAUUGCACAAUCCUGACAAAUGUGCAUCUCCAUGAAGAAUUACAGAUCCCUUCUUCAGUCAUGGCCAAAGGGUUGACAAUAACACAAGUUAUGUUUAGCAAACUGAAUAUUUCUAGAUUAUUUUUAGAAUAAAACCUUUAGUUGUAACCUUCAGUUACAUCAGACCAGUCUCUCGCUGCUAGUAAUUCUGCACCUGAAAGAAGAGUUUUCUGGGUCAUCAACAACUACAAGGUUGCAGAACAUGUGGCUUCAGGAUGUACAAAUGUGUCCAACAGCAAGGGCCGUCUCCUGUGAUAAGGGCAGAAAAGAAAGUGGUCUCUGAUCGAGACAAACACCAAAAACAGACUGAUAAUCCACCAAAGUACCAGGAUACACAGUAGAACACUAGUGCAGUUGUUUUUCCUGAUGAAUCCUCCAGAUUUUUGUAACAGAGAAAUAAUUUUUCCUGGAAAAGGUAAGCGCUGUGUCGACAUUGAAGGGCGGACUUAAAAUGCUGCCAAAGAACAAUGUCAUGAAUAAACACAUUGAUUAAAACA
Girardinichthys multiradiatus is the source of this 1455-nucleotide messenger RNA. Its product is annotated as CD9 antigen-like. The coding region runs from base 57 to 803 and encodes 248 amino acids. Lineage: Eukaryota; Metazoa; Chordata; Actinopteri; Cyprinodontiformes; Goodeidae. The record is from RefSeq and is a predicted model, not a curated record. Gene Ontology annotation, cellular component: membrane. The transcript is spliced from 8 exons.